AUUUCUUACGUGGCCAUAUUUUUGCGAGGUGCAUGAGUGAAGCUCCAAAGAGACAAAGAUGUCGUCCAAGAAAGCGAGCACCUCCUAGACGAAGAGUACAUCCAAGAAGCCUUUCACCGAGUCCAUUAAGGUCACAACCUACAAACACCAUGGGGGAGCGAAAGACAAUGAGGGAAUACACUAGUCCCACAAUUGUUGAUCAUCCUUCUUGUAUUGUGCUCCCUCCAUGUGAGCAUCAUUUUGAGAUCAAGCCAAGUACUUUGAGCAUUCUACCCGUAUUCCAUGGCAUGCCCUCAAAUAAUCCCUAUGAUCAUAUUGCGGAGUUUGAAGAAGUGUGUACUACUGUUCAACUACAUGGUCUCAAUCCUGAUGGUUUGAAGCUUAGAUUGUUCCCUUUCACACUCAAGGACUGUGCGAGGAAGUGGUUAAGUAAGUUGCCUCCUAGAUCCAUACGCACAUGGGUUGAGAUGCAAGAAACUUUCUUGGGAAAAUAUUUUCCUCCUUCAAGAACUUCCAAUGUUAGAGAUGAGCUUGUUGCAUUCCGACAACUUCCACAAGAAAGUUUUAAUGAGUGUUGGGAGCGAUUCAAGGACUUGGAGAUGUCAUGUCCUCACCAUGGGUUAGAGAAGUGGUUCCUUGUGGACAAGUUCUAUAGAGGAUUGAUGCCGGAUCAAAGACAAAGGGUUGACACUUUUAGUGGUGGAACUAUUGCAAGUAAACUCCCAGAUGCCGCUUGGGACACAUACGAGGAGCUUUCUCUCAACUCCCUUCAAUGGGAUGAUCUUGAUACAAGGAGACGUCAAGUGCAUAACAAGGAGAGUAUACCUAACCGAGGUGGUAUUUAUGAGGUUCAAGGGACAUCAACCGGGCCUUCUAUGCAUGAAUUCAAAAGGUUAGAAGGCAAGAUUGACCAAUUUCUAAAUCAAGUUAACCGGAACCCUCCUCAAGCACAAGUCAAGAUGGUGACUUCUACACCAUGUUUGCUUUGUGAGAGCCUAGCACAUUCCACUCAAGAGUGCCAUUUAUCUUCUCAAUAUCUGGAAUUUAUGGAGGAGCAUGUUAACCAAGUGGGUAGUUUUGUGCCAAAGAACCCAAGAAAUGAUCCAUACUCCAACACUUAUAACCCCGGUUGGAGAAAUCACCCCAAUUUUUCUUGGAAAGAUCAAGGUGGGGUUUCUAAUACGCACCAAGGAGGAAAACAAGGCUUUGGAGGCAACUAAGGCCAAGGAUCAUCCAAUUUCAUGCCCCAUGGCAAUGUGCACCAAGGAAACACUCAUUUUAUGCCUAUUUCUUCACAAGGGCAGCAAGCAUAUAUGCCUUAUUCUCAUGGUCAAGCCGCUUUUUCACAAGGAUUCCAAGCUCCAAAUGUCUCUCCCGGGUUUACACAAGGUGUUGGCUAUAGCGGUGGCAAGUUUCAAGGAAAUCUAGCUCAUUUCAAGGUCCAAAUCAAGGCGAGAGCUACAAUUCCCCACCUAUUCUUCAAAGCAUCCGAUUCAAGCUCUAAGUGAACCAAAGAAGCCUAAUUUUGAAGAAUUGAUGGGUGAGUUCCUCAAGGUUCAAACUUCUACCAAUGUGGAGACCAAGCAAAACAUCUCUUCACUAGCUCAAGGGUAUCAAAAUCUAGCUACAACAAAGCAUGACUAAAUUAGAGAUACAAAUGGGCCAAAUAGCAACCAAUUUGAGUGAGAGAUCAAUGGGAGCUCUUCCUUCCACAACGGAGAAGAACUCGAAGCAUGUAGCCAAGGCUAUUACUACUCUUCGAAGUGGGAGGACAUAUGACAAUAAGAAAAUAAGCGGAAUUGCGAAAACGAGAGAAAAUGGUGCGAAAUUGGAGCAAAUUGGAGUUUCCGACAAAAGGACAAAAUUGUCAAUGCGGGUCAACCGUGGUCAACGCCAUCAAGGGAGCGGAAUUCAAUUACCUCCGGUAGUAUUUGCGGAAGUGCAUUGAGAAGAGAGAAUAAAAAGAAGAAGAACCAAAAAAAGAAGAAGAGAGAAAGCAAAACAAAAUAAAGAGAAAAG
Molecule: messenger RNA, 2019 nt
Organism: Rosa chinensis
Lineage: Eukaryota; Viridiplantae; Streptophyta; Magnoliopsida; Rosales; Rosaceae
Exons: 2
Coding region: 33-1220 (395 amino acids)
Source: RefSeq, a predicted model, not a curated record